AUGCGUCCUGCUCUCAGUCUGCAGGGUUUCACUUCUCAUCAGCUCAGAGUUAUUAGAUUGGUUUUAGGAAAGCAUUUUGGAGAUCUUGUAUACAUACAUGCCAAUGAUAAAAGUUCCUCUUCCCAAGACUUUGUUGUGUACACUGAUUCAGAAUCCGACAAGGAAAAUCUCUUGAAAGAGGCAAAGGAUGAACGCAGGAAAGUGGCGGAAAGAAAAAUACAAUCUGCAAUAGGGUUUCGUCAAGUUAUUGAUCUGCUUUCUUCAGAGAAGAAGUUGAUUGUUGGUCACAAUUCUAUCCUAGAUAUUGCACAUGUAUACAGCAAAUUUAUGGGUCCUCUUCCUUCAACAGCUGAGAAAUUCGUGGCCUCCAUCAACGACCACUUUCCUUACAUUGUUGACACCAAAAUACUCUUAAACGUGAACCCAAUGUUAAAUCAGAGGAUGAAGAAGUCAAGUACAUCACUAUCCUCUGCCUUCUCCUCGUUAUGUCCACAAAUCGAGUUUCCUUCGCGAAGCUCUGACUCGUUUCUUCAGCAUCGUGUCAAGAUUGACGUCGAAGUAGACAACGUUAGAUGUUCUAACUGGAAUGCAGGAGGAAAACACGAAGCAGGUUAUGAUGCUUUCAUGACAGGUUGCGUCUUUGCACAGGCAUGUAGUCAUCUAGGGUUCGACUUCGAACAUGAUUCAGAGAACAUUGCACAGAACGAGAAACUUGAAAAGUACAUUAACCGUCUUUAUCUCAGCUGGACAAGUGGCGAUAUCAUCGACCUACGAACAGGCCAUAGUAAUGCAGAGAACUGGAGAGUCUCGAAGUUUAAAUACGAGAAAAUCGUCCUCAUCUGGAAUUUCCCACGAAAACUCAAGGCUAGACAGAUCAAAGAAUGCAUCUGCAAAGCCUUUGGCUCGACUUCCGUGACUUCUGUCUACCACUUGGACGACACUGCAGUUUUCGUCUUGUUCAAGAACUCGGAACUCGUUUCAGAGUUUCUAAAGGUCAAGGAGCAGCUGGAGUCAGACAAUGGUCCUGUCACGAUCAUUCACCCUCUCUCCAAGAUCCUUGAAGGAGGGAAAACCGGAGCUGCAGACUACGAAGCCUACAAAGAGAUUUGCAGCUCACACAUCUCAAAGGUCCUAUUCUCUGACCAAGCUGAAACUGUUGGUGUCAAACCAAGAACAAGACCUGAGACUGAGAGAAGAGAGAGCAUGGUCGCUGUGACUGAAAAUGACAAAGCAUCGGAUUUGAUCGAUGCGUUUUUGGCAAGUAGAGUUUAA
This is a messenger RNA of Eruca vesicaria subsp. sativa (arugula), 1272 nucleotides long. Lineage: Eukaryota; Viridiplantae; Streptophyta; Magnoliopsida; Brassicales; Brassicaceae. The record is from the annotation of a GenBank genome assembly.